Physella acuta is the source of this 603-nucleotide messenger RNA. RefSeq lists its product as uncharacterized. NCBI's taxonomy places the organism in Eukaryota, Metazoa, Mollusca, Gastropoda, Physidae. The record is from RefSeq and is a predicted model, not a curated record.
AUGCCCCACCAGUUUCUGGCCACCAGUUCUGAGAGUGGAGUCGGUGCUGAGGACAGACCAUCGACCAGACGGACCAGCAUACGGACCAUCGACCAGGCGGACCAUCGACCAACAGACCAUCGACCAACAGACCAUCGACCAGACGGACCAUCGACCAGACGGACCAUUGACCAGACGGACCAUCGACCAACAGACGGACCAUCGACCAGACGGACCAUCGACCAACAGACCAUCGACCAACAGACCAUCGACCAGACGGACCAUCGACCAGACGGAUCAUCGACCAGACGGACCAGCAGACGGAACAUCGACCAGACGGACCAUCGACCAGACGGACCAUCGACCAGACGGACCAUCGACCAGACGGACCAUCGACCAGACGGACCAUCGACCAGACGGACCAUCGACCAGCAGACGGACCAUCGACCAAUAGACCAUCGACCAGGCGGUCCAUCGACCAACAGACGGACCAUCGACCAGACGGACCAUCGACCAGACGGACCAUCGACCAGACGGACCAGCAGACGGACCAUCGACCAUCGACCAGACGGACCAUUGACCAGACGGACCAUCGACCAACAGACCAUCGACCAGCCUGACUAG